Zonotrichia leucophrys gambelii is the source of this 1581-nucleotide messenger RNA. RefSeq names its product dolichyldiphosphatase 1 (gene DOLPP1). Gene Ontology annotation, cellular component: intracellular membrane-bounded organelle; endoplasmic reticulum membrane. The record is from RefSeq and is a predicted model, not a curated record. Gene Ontology annotation, biological process: protein N-linked glycosylation; lipid biosynthetic process. The transcript has 8 exons. Gene Ontology annotation, molecular function: dolichyldiphosphatase activity. Lineage: Eukaryota; Metazoa; Chordata; Aves; Passeriformes; Passerellidae. Bases 10 to 831 code for a protein of 273 amino acids.
ACCUGCCGCAUGCCGCCAUUGGCCUGCCGCUCCCCGCGCCCCCGCCCAUUGGUCGCACCGCCCCUCAAGAGCGUCCCGAUUGGCCAUAGCGGCCCGGCCCGGUAUCCGGGUAAGAUGGCCGCAGUCGGGGAGUGCUCGCUGCCCGCGCCGUGGCGGCCGGUCUCCCUCACUCACGUCGAGUAUCCCGCAGGUGAUUUCUCUGGCCAGCUUUUAGCUUAUUUGAGUCUUGGUCCAAUAUUCAUUAUUGUUGGCUUUGUAACACUCAUCAUAUUCAAGAGAGAGCUUCACACGAUCUCUUUCUUGGGAGGGCUGGUGUUCAACGAGGCAGUGAACUGGUUAAUAAAAAAUGUAAUCCGGGAGCCUCGGCCGUGCGAAGAAGCCCAUUCUACAGUGACCACAAAAUAUGGGAUGCCGUCCAGCCACUCCCAAUUCAUGUGGUUUUUCUCUGUCUAUUCUUUUCUGUUCCUUUAUUUAAGAAUGCACCAAACAAACAACGCGAGGUUUCUGGAUUUGCUCUGGCGACACGUGCUGUCCAUCUGCCUCGUCACAGUGGCUUUGCUAGUCUCAUAUAGUAGGGUUUAUUUGCUUUACCACACCUGGAGCCAAGUCCUAUAUGGAGGUGUGGCAGGAAGCAUCAUGGCCAUAGCCUGGUUUGCCUUCACACAGGAGAUCCUGACUCCCCUCUUCCCGAGGAUAGCUGCGUGGCCAAUUUCAGAGUUCUUUUUAAUCCGAGAUACCAGCCUCAUUCCUAACAUCCUGUGGUUUGAAUACACAGUCACAAGAGCAGAAGCAAGGAACAGACAGCGCAAGCUGGGGACGAAGCUGCAGUGACCGGGAGCAGGGCGCUGUAAUGGACAGACAAGAGCAGAGACCUGGGAGCAGCAAGGAGCCUUUUUACAGACGGACCAAAGGAACAGGCAGGGACCAUACCCAAAACCUGAAAGCCUUUGCUCUGCUUUAGCAGCUAAGCUGGAUGCUCCCUGAUGCAUGUGGGACCGUGCAGGAGUAGAAACUCAUUUUGAACACAGAUGCACAUGGUUGGAUGUACCAUCGUGUCUACGUCAGGGGAGGGGGGAGAAAAUGCCUGGUGUUGUGUUCGGGGGAGGGAAAACCAAAAAUGAAUCCUUUCUGUGACUUUUUUUUUUCAGCAUGAAAUAUACACACUAUUUAUUUAUUUUUUUAAAUGGAACUAUUGUUUAUGGGGUGGGUGAGGCGUUGAUUGUGUGUUUUGCUUUUUUUUUUACUUUUUCUUUUUGGAAGAAGAUGACAAAACUAUAAUCUCAAGUUGGUCAUGUUUAAUUAGGGCUUCUAAUUCUUACAUGGUUCUUAGGAGGGAGGGGAUCUAGGAGGGGUGACCAAGACAGAAGGAAGAGGAAGACUUUCCUUUCUGCAGUCAGUUUGGGAGAUCAAAAUUAAUUCCAACUGUACUUUGUACAGACAAAAAGACAGACUAUAAAGAUCUGAUUUUUAACACUAGUGACAGUUCUGCAGGGAAUCCUGCAUGGAUACCAGUUAAGGGGAGUGUGUGUGUAAAACAAAGGAAAAACACAAAUAUACUGACUCUUUAUUUUUUUCCCACUG